Molecule: messenger RNA, 780 nt
Organism: Capsicum annuum
Lineage: Eukaryota; Viridiplantae; Streptophyta; Magnoliopsida; Solanales; Solanaceae
Exons: 2
Coding region: 1-780 (259 amino acids)
Source: RefSeq, a predicted model, not a curated record
AUGUCUGACUUUGUUGCUUGGAAUAAUUUCAAAGCUAUGGUUGAUUAUUUCAAUUAUAUUUUGUCAAAUCAAGUCCAAGAUAUAAUCUCUAUUCAAACUAUUCCUUCUGAGACACACCCCAUCUCAAACCUCAUUCCUAAGAGAGCUAGAUCUCGACUUAGGAAAACUACAGAAGUCCAUAUUCGAAUUCCUGAUGAUGAGGUUCUUGAUGAACCUGUAGUAUCUCCCGGUCCAAUAAGGACUCCUCAUACUCGUAAUCGUGAACACCAAGAGGAUGUUAUUCUUGAAAAAGAUCUGAGGGCUAGUAAGAAGAAACUCCCCAUAACUGUUGCUCCUCCAUCUUCAGAGAUACUAUUUUUUGAUGAUGAUUUUCUUCUUAGUCAGGUUCUCCAUGGAAAAAGGGUUCAUGUAAAUCUCCCUCCUUUUGAUAUUCUACGAAGUGUUUCAAAUUAUACAAAGUAUCUGAAAGACAUAGUGGUAAACAAAAACCGGUUAACAGAGUAUGUUAUAGUUGCACUUACUGAGGAGUACACAUCUAAGAUACAGAACAAAUUACCCAUGAAAGUGAAGGAUCCAGGAAGUUUAAAUUUGCAGAUCACUAUUAGGCAGGCCAUCAGUGCUCGUGGAUUAUGUGACUUAGAAGUGAGCAUCAAUAUUAUGCCUACAUCUUGGUUUCAAAAGAUGGGUCUUGUAAGUCCCAAUCCCACGACCAUUAUUUUGCAGUUGGCUAAUAGGUUCCUUGUUACGUCGGAUGAUAUUAUUGAAGACGUAUUAGUGUAA